AUGGCGACCCCUAACCCUCUCCAAGAUAGCCCUUCGAGUCCGUCCUCGGUGUCCGUCAAGACUAUACACAUUGGGGGUAUCCUGACAGACAUCUAUGGGUUGGGAGAGUUGCCGCCAUCCUGUAGAUCCGUCUCGUGUAUCUGGCUGCUCCAUCCCCGUCUUCAAACAAAAGAGACCAUGGCCAACGUUGCCUCCAGUUGCAUAAAUGAUUGGAAUCAUCGGGCGUCAUCUGAUAGCAUAGGUCUCAUUGCCGUUGCAUUUGACCAGAGGAAUCACGGUAGUCGAUGUGUAAAGCCUCUGGCGAAUGAGGCGUGGCGUGGCGGAAACGUUUUCCAUUCUCAAGACAUGUGGAGCAUCAUCACGGGUACUGCUCAAGACACCACCCUACUCAUCGAUCAUAUUGGUGCGUACAUUUUGAACGGUCCAAAUGAUCCUCUUCUAGAGCAGCAUUUUGUGCUGGGCAUCUCCUUAGGUGGCCAUGCUGCAUGGCAGGUAAUUUUCAACGAGCCAAGAGUUACUGCUGCUGUUGUGAUCAUCGGCUGCCCAGAUUAUAUGCGUAUGAUGAGCGACCGAGCCAGACUUUCAAAGCUCAAGACUUAUACAUCGACUGGUGGCAUCGAUUUCUUUGGCAGUACCGAUUUCCCGAAAGCACUCAUUUCGAGUUGUGAGAAUGGGGACCCUAAAGCAAUGCUGUUUGGUGCCGCAGAUAUCAAGGGUAACAUUUCAGACAAGGAACAGAAUCGCGUAAAGGCACUUCUUGAUGCAACACUCAAAGGGAAGCAUAUACUUGUCUGUUCGGGAGGCGACGACAAACUGGUCCCGUACCAUUGUUCGGAACCUUUCUUGACGUUUCUCAAGCAAGCAACGAGUGGCUGGUACAAGGAUGGUGAUGUAUACAUUGAAGACAACGUCUAUAGCGGAGUUGGGCACGCAUAUAGCAAGGGCAUGGUUGAAGACACCACGAGGUUUGUGAGCAACCUCCUGGCAUCAUCUCGUAAACCAGCACCAAAGAUAUAG
Molecule: messenger RNA, 1017 nt
Organism: Mollisia scopiformis
Lineage: Eukaryota; Fungi; Ascomycota; Leotiomycetes; Helotiales; Mollisiaceae
Exons: 5
Coding region: 1-1017 (338 amino acids)
Source: RefSeq, a predicted model, not a curated record